Molecule: messenger RNA, 2039 nt
Organism: Poecile atricapillus (Black-capped chickadee)
Lineage: Eukaryota; Metazoa; Chordata; Aves; Passeriformes; Paridae
Gene: GTF2H4
Product: general transcription factor IIH subunit 4
Exons: 14
Coding region: 500-1426 (308 amino acids)
Biological process (GO): nucleotide-excision repair
Cellular component (GO): transcription factor TFIIH holo complex; transcription factor TFIIH core complex
Molecular function (GO): ATPase activator activity; double-stranded DNA binding
Source: RefSeq, a predicted model, not a curated record
CCGGGAGGGGGCGGGGCCUGGGCAGCGGCGCGGGUGCCGAUGGCUCGGGGGCAGCUCCAGUGCCGGAAUCUCCAGGAUUUCCUGCGGGGGCUCAGCCCCAACACCCUGGAUCGGCUCUACGGACACCCCGCGACAUGUCUGGCUGUUUUCAGGGAGCUGCCGGGGCUGGCUCAGGCCGGGGUGCUGCGGAUGCUGUUCCUGGAGCAGCCCCUGCCCCAGGCGGCCGUGGGGCUCUGGGUCAAGAAGGAGCACAGCAGGGAGCAGGAGCAGAGCCAGGAGGUGCUGCUGGAGCUGCGCCUGUGGCACCCCCACACCCUCCGGGGGGCUCCCGGGGGUCGCCCUGAACCCCAACUUCAAACAGAACCUGAGGGUGGCUCUGCUGGGGGGGGCAAGGCAUGGUCGGACGACACGGCGCCGCUGGGCCCGGACCGGCACCGCGCGCGACGUCCCCGCGCUGGAUAAAUACGCUGAGGAGCGCUGGGAGGUGGUUUUGCAUUUCAUGGUGGGGUCACCGAGCGCCGCCGUCAGCCAGGACCUGGCGCAGCUGCUGGUGCAGGCCGGGCUCAUGAAGAGCGAGGGGGGGGAGCCCCCCUGCAUCACCUCGGCCGGGUUCCAGUUCCUCCUGCUCGACACCCCCGCCCAGCUCUGGUUCUUCAUCCUGCAGUACCUGAGGGGGGCUGAGGCGCGGGGGAUGGACCUGGUGGAGAUCCUGUCCUUCCUCUUCCAGCUGAGCUUCUCCACCCUCGGCAAGGAUUACUCUGUGGAGGGGAUGAGCGAGUCCCUGCUCACCUUCCUGCAGCACCUGCGCGAGUUCGGACUGGUGUUCCAGAGAAAGAGGAAGUCCCGGAGGUUCUACCCGACCCGCCUGGCCAUCGCGCUGGCCUCGGGGACAUCGGGGACAGCGCCGGGGACAUCGGGGACAGCGCUGGGGACAGAGCCCGACGGCCACGGCUUCGUCCUGGUGGAGACCAACUACCGGAUCUACGCCUAUACUGACUCGGAGCUGCAGGUGGCCCUCAUCGCGCUCUUCUCGGAGCUGCUCUAUCGCUUCCCCAACCUGGUGGUGGCACAGGUGACAAGGGACAGUGUCCAGGCGGCCAUCGCCAACGGCAUCACGGCUGAGCAGAUCAUUCACUUCCUGCGCACUCGCGCCCACCCCGUGAUGGCCAAACAGAGCCCGGUGCUGCCCCCGACCAUCACGGAUCAGAUCCGGCUCUGGGAGCUCGAGCGGGACCGGCUGCGCUUCUCCGACGGUGUGCUGUACAACCAGUUCCUGUCCCAGGUGGAUUUCGAGGUGCUGCGGGACCACGCCCGCGCUCUGGGGGUGCUCGUCUUCGAGAACCCCGCCCGGCGCCUGAUGGUGGUGACCCCCGCCGGCCACCCCGACGUCAAACGCUUCUGGAAACGCCAGAAACACAACGGCUGACCCCAAAAACCCCAAAAUCCCCGAAAUUCUGGGGUUUGGGAUCCCAAAAUCCCCAAAAUCCGGAGUUUGGGACCCCAAAAUCCCCAAAAUCCGGAGUUUGGGACCCCAAAAUCCCCACCCGGCGCCUCAUGGUGUCACCCCCGCCGGCCACCCCGACGUCAAACGCUUCUGGAAACGCCAGAAACACAACGGCUGACCCCAAAAACCCCAAAAUCCCUGAAAUUCUGGGGUUUGGGAUCCCAAAAACACCAAAAUCCCUGAAAUUCUGGGGUUUGGGAUCCCAAAAUCCCCAAAAUCCGGAGUUUGGGACCCCAAAAACCCCAAAAUCCCGGAGUUUGGGACCCCAAAAUCCCCACCCGGCGCCUGAUGGUGGUCACCCCCGCCGGCCACCCCGACGUCAAACGCUUCUGGAAACGCCAGAAACACAACGGCUGACCCCAAAAACCCCGAAAUCCCCGAAAUCACGGAGUUUGGGAUCCCAAAAACACCAAAAUCCCGGAGUUUGGGACCCCAAAAACCCCAAAAUCCCUGAAAUCCUGGGGUUUGGGAUCCCAAAAACACCAAAAUCCGGAGUUUGGGACCCCAAAAUCCCCGCCCGGCGCCUGAUGGUGUC